Durusdinium trenchii is the source of this 1380-nucleotide messenger RNA. The record is from the annotation of a GenBank genome assembly. Lineage: Eukaryota; Dinophyceae; Suessiales; Symbiodiniaceae.
AUGCCCAAAACUGAGGUAGCCAACAAAGCAUGUGCAGCUCGUGUGCGACAACGCGAACAAGAAAUGAUGAAGACUCGCAUAAGGAACAUGAAGCCGCAGAUUGAUACGCGCCCGCCGGAAACCAUGGCGCUCGACCAUGUGCGGAACAACCUGAAGAGGGAGCAGCUUCUAGAAGAGAGGUACCAUGCAAUCGAUCGUGACAAUCGAAUUCUCCUUCAGAAGAUGUCCGAUAUCAUGAAGACUCCCUCUGUGAAAUCUGGAGCAGCCCGUUCUCACAGUGGGCCCGUGAGCCUUGUGCGGGAUGCUCGAAAAGCAGAGCUCUCCCGGAUCACCCAGGAGAACCACGCAAUCCUUAGACGAAUCCAGCAGGCACAACCCGUUUACAACCACACGGAAUGGGACGAUUCAUAUCGGCGGAGCUCUAUGCGUGUGUACGAAGUCGUCGUACAGAUGGCUUUCGAGCUGCCACCAGGCAGUAUGGCUUUCGAGCUGCCAAGCUUGCCAGUCAUAGUGGCCGGUGGGCUGGGAGGUCCGGCUGUGAUGUUUAGUGUGACACCCUUCCGGAAUGGGCUGACGCUUGGUGCAACCAGCUCUGCGAGUGCCAUGGAGCUUUACAAGCAGGUUUUUGCCGAAGGACUGGCCAAAGGGUGGACGGGUGGAACUUUCACUGCACGUGCCGCUUGCCCACAAUUUUUAUGCUUAGGUCCAGCCUAUCACUUUUACGCAUCAUUUUCCGGUGUAGGCGGUGGAGUUCUGCUGACCAGUCUUACUGAGACCCUCAUCGUGUAUGGUGCUGAAACCUGCAAUGCUCAGAUGGCAAAGAAUCAGAAGAGUCCUGGUAGCAUCCCAUCUGUGCACCCAUCAUGGAAGCCUUUUGGACCCGGCUUUGGAAUCCACGUGUUCCGCAACGUGAUUGCGACGGCUGGACUGCGAAUGUUUUGCACCCCGUGCAGGACUGCCAUCGAACAAGUUAGCGGCAAAAGCAAUUCCAUGACAACACUAGCUGGAGAUUUUGCAGGCAAUGUUUGUGCUGCCUGUCUAUCUGCACCAGUACAUCAGCUCUAUGGUUACACUGUGACUACUCCCGAACUUAGGAGCUUGCCUGCAGCUGAACAGCGUGAAAAGAUGAUAUCGUUCUUGAAGGACCAGUACCUGGACAAAUCCAACGGAAGGACCAGGCUGAGUGGUUUGGUUCCCCGAGACCUCUUCAUGCGUAGCAUGUACGUGGCCGUGGCUUACACAAUGUAUUCGACGGUUGAGCGAACCAUGGUGGCGUGCUGGAACGGUUGUGAAUAUCCCGUUGCGUUGAAGAAGAAGACGCCAACCAGGUCCAGCAGUCUUGCUCCGCUUGGUGGAAAAGCGCAGCUGGCCUGUGUUUGA